This is a messenger RNA of Quercus robur (English oak), 420 nucleotides long. RefSeq lists its product as uncharacterized. The record is from RefSeq and is a predicted model, not a curated record. The coding region runs from base 1 to 420 and encodes 139 amino acids. The transcript is spliced from 2 exons. Lineage: Eukaryota; Viridiplantae; Streptophyta; Magnoliopsida; Fagales; Fagaceae.
AUGCUUAUGUCUAAGCUGUUGAUUGGUGAGAAUUACCAUGCUUGGGUUCAUUCAAUGAAGAAAGCAUUAGUUGCCAAGAAUAAGUUUGGCUUUGUCAAUGGUAGCAUUACUCUCUCUUCACCACUGAUAAAGACUCUAGCAGCAGUUGACACUUGGAUUCGCUAUGACAACAUGGUAGGUUCUUGGUUGAUGAAGGCUGUGUCACCUCAGAUUCGAGUGAGUAUUACCUACAGAGACACUGCUCUGGAAAUCUGGAAUGAUCUCCGAGAUACACAUUCUCAAGGGAAUGGACCUAGGGUUUUCCAGCUUCAAAAAAGACAGUUUCAAUGUGUCAAGAAGCUUGAAGAUCUUCGUCUUCAAGAAUCAGUGAUGCAAUUUCUGAUGGGGCUCAACGAGUCAUACUCUCAAAUCAAAGGGUAG